Cephus cinctus (wheat stem sawfly) is the source of this 1984-nucleotide messenger RNA. RefSeq names its product mitochondrial amidoxime reducing component 2-like. The transcript is spliced from 5 exons. Gene Ontology annotation, molecular function: pyridoxal phosphate binding; molybdenum ion binding; catalytic activity. Bases 435 to 1460 code for a protein of 341 amino acids. The record is from RefSeq and is a predicted model, not a curated record. NCBI's taxonomy places the organism in Eukaryota, Metazoa, Arthropoda, Insecta, Hymenoptera, Cephidae.
UCUGAAAAUUAAAUUAUCAGAAUUUGCUACUGUAGGUUUAGCUUUUAUAAUGUUCUUGUGUUUUUAUCAUAUAGUCUCUUCUUCUGUCAAACAGGUACAAUGGAAGCACAUGGUUCCUGUCUUGUUUUGGCGCAUGUGUAUUAGGAUAUUGGAGAAAAGUUGCGUGUAGGUUCUCUACGCAAUCGAGAUGCCCCACACGUGACGCCGGUAUGCUUCACGUUCUUCAUUAUUAUUAUGAGAGAGAUGGCUCGACGUAACGUAAAUAGAUAACGGUGUCUUUGAACGAAGAUGCUAGCCCGCACGCUUCAGAAGGAACUUCACUGGCUUUAGUACCCUGUUGGCAGUUCUACCGGCUUCACUGAUCUUAGUUUGCUCAUGAGAUUUCACUCAGUUUAUAUUGGCAACAUUUGGAAUUUCAACAUCUUGGCGCUGAUAUGGACAGAGCUAGAUUAGCAUACGUGACGGCAGUGGUGGUAGGUGCAGGAACUGCAGUGGUCCUGGUAUGGCUAUGGUGGACCCGGAAGAAGCAAGAACGAGUACCAACAAAAUGGCGAAAAGUCGGUGAGCUCAGUGACCUCAUAGCAUUCCCAGUUAAAUCAUUGGGCGCUGCAAGAAUGACAGAAAUGGAGUGUACGCAACUGGGUUUGAAGUCCGGAUGGUUACGUGAUCGGACACUUAUGGUGAUUGAUUUGGAUGGACAAUUUGUAUCUGGAAGACAAUUACCCCGGAUGGUCCAGGUAUCACCCAGUAUGUCUGGUUCCAUCCUAACCUUAAAAGCACCUGGAAUGAUGGCUGUGUCCGUCGACUUGGCUCAUCUCCGUGGAAAAGGAUUCCGUGCUGCUGUAUGGGGACAGGCUGUACCUGCCUGUGACUGCGGUGAGGAACCGGCACGUUGGCUGUCCCGUUUUCUUCUUCAGGAAGAUACCGGACUCAGACUCGUUUACUAUCCGUUAGAUCGACCGGCUCGUGAAGUCCGAACGAAAAACAAGGCAUUUCCGCUAACUAUCACUGCCGAUACGGGAGCGUAUCCGGAUGCCACCAGCUACUCCUUGAUAAACGAGGCAUCCAUUAAUGACCUUAAUACUCGUCUCGAGGAACCGGUCACGCCUCAACACUUUAGGGCCAACUUUGUUGUCAAGGGUGCUGAGCCCCUGGAAGAAGACACUUGGGACUGGGUCAAGAUCGGCAAUGCGGUCUUCAGGAACGUCAAGCCUUGCACUAGGUGCAUAUUUACUACGGUGGAUCCAGAGACUGGAAAGAAAAAUCCUAAAAUUGAACCGCUCAAGACUCUUAAAGGAUACCGUCAAAUUCAAGACCCUGAUAUUCAACCCUAUACCGGUGAUAGUCCUGUUAUGGGUAUUCAUCUGGGUCUGCGAAGUCCUGUUUCUGUUGUGCGCCUUGGUGAUCCUAUUUUUGUGAAUGUUCCCGAGGAAGAGAGUCCUGUCAGUUCACCCCCAUAGCUACACCGCUGGGGCUCCUGUGAACAUGAACUAAUCCUUGAUAAGGGCAACACUAACCUCAUUGCAGACAAAGACACGUGAUAGAUGCAAAAAUGAAAUUGAGUGGUCAUAGCUCUACCGAAAACUGUAUGUUUGCAAGAAAACGCUGAUUGGACGUAUACCUAAUGUCAGUAAUACGAGUAAAUUGACAAUACGACUAACCAACAAAUGGUGCCAAAAUUAAAAGGUACCUGGCAAAUUCAUAUGGGUAGUGUGUAAUUGUCGUUAUACGUAUUUUUAUACAAUAUUUAUAAAUAAUGGCUUAAGAUAUGAACUAAGGGAAGGGACCGGAAAGAUUCUUUAUAAUGACAAAGUAACGCAAUAUUAUUAUUACAAUAAUAUUUAUUUACACUACAAAAUAACAGGGACGAUUUACACAUUGUUGCUCGGCUGAAACCGACGACGAGUUUGCGUGUACAUUGUCAUAAUUACAAAAAAAAAAAAGAAAAAGAGAGAAAUAAAAUGGAGAAUCGUCCUUCUCUAAA